Lachancea nothofagi CBS 11611 is the source of this 1368-nucleotide messenger RNA. Lineage: Eukaryota; Fungi; Ascomycota; Saccharomycetes; Saccharomycetales; Saccharomycetaceae. The record is from the annotation of a GenBank genome assembly.
AUGGCACCCUUCAGACAAGAUAGCUACUUCAUCAUAUAUCCUGGAUCUCAACAUGGGUUGGUUCAAUUUGGUAUGAGAGAGGAAACUUUAUAUCCGGCCCAGUUGCAAAUUCCUUCUACGGUGUAUAGAACCACUGAAGGCAAAUUCACAGCUAAGGAAGAUGGUAACCAACCUGUUAAGCCGCUGCAGGAUGGGAAAAUCAUGGACUUGGACGCGUUCCUAUUUUACAUUAAGCUGGUUUACAGAUCAUACUUAGCACAGCGAUCCAGGUUUGGAGCCAGUCCAGAGGUCUUUGAUAUGGAGCUUUCAAAUAUUCCGAUGCUCAUGUUGAGCCACCCUUCUUGGACUCAUUUCCAGCUGGAGGCAAUUACGCAAUUUGUAUUUGAACAGUUACAAAUCAACAAUUUCAUGUUCUUGCCAUCGAACUUGGCCUGCUCCUAUGCGCUCGGCUCCUUGCAAAACUGUGUGGUCAUAGAUAUUCAUGCCAAGGGCACCGAUGUAACCCCAAUUUUGGAUUAUAUUCAGUUGACACAUUUGUAUACGAAAGUGAAAAAUGGUGGUGACUUGAUCAACGAAGAGCUUGCCAAAUUACUACCUCAAUGGACACCAGAACAAAUAGAGGACUUGAAAAGAUCGCCAAUUUUUGAAAUUUUAAGCGAGGACGUUAAGAAAACCUCUGCAUUAAAUUUUCAACCCGAGGAAGACGAAGGAACCCUGGACGUAGCAGCGCUAAUCACAAGUGACAGAGACCCUAGAGAAAUACUAGAAGAGCGGGAGAAAGAUAAAGCCGGUCAGCAGGAGUCAAACAGUGAAUUGGAAACGAAUGUAUUUGAGGAUCGUCAUGGGAAGCAAACUAUGGUUGGCAAACAAAGAUUUAAAGGCUGUGAAAGUCUGAUUGCUGAGAUCUCCAAAGCGGUAGGACGCGUUUUGUCACAAAUCGAUGACUUUCACAAGCUCAGAGCAAUUUGGGAGAAUAUUGUGAUCAUCGGAGGAACUACGUCUAUAACAGGACUCAAAGAAGCCCUAAUCCAAAGGCUAAUGGAAGAUCAUCUAGUUGAAGAACCAGAUGCAGAAAAGGCGUCUAGAGAACAAGAACAUCUGGUCCAGGCAACGAAUAAGAAAAAGGCAAAAGCUGCUAGCUCUUUCUUAAGCACGGUAGACUACGUGCAGAUACCUACUGUGAUCAGGUUAGCGAAAUAUCCAGAUUAUUUCCCAGAGUGGAAAAAGCAUGGAUAUAGCGAGUUGCCUUUCUUAGGUGCACAGAUUGUUGCUAAACAGGGAUUCGGUCACGCAAAUGAGAGUUUUUAUAUUACCAGGGAAAGAUAUGAAAAGAAGGGGCCCUCGUCCAUUUGGGAUGUAACCUUUUAG